Cryptococcus deneoformans JEC21 is the source of this 3212-nucleotide messenger RNA. RefSeq lists its product as hypothetical. The record is from RefSeq and is a predicted model, not a curated record. The coding region runs from base 673 to 2967 and encodes 764 amino acids. NCBI's taxonomy places the organism in Eukaryota, Fungi, Basidiomycota, Tremellomycetes, Tremellales, Cryptococcaceae. The transcript is spliced from 3 exons.
CCUUGGACCUCUUAGUUUGAAACACUCCCUCGCCCUCCAUCACUGUCCCACAUCCGCCAGAACGGCUCGCGGUUCACGGUUAAUACCUGUGCAUUCUUCCUCGCACCGCACACGUUGCGCUCGCUUUUUGUCUACGACAAUGAUGAUCAAUGAUCGUCCCUUACCCGUCACCCCUUUGCUUCCACACAAUAAGCUCUUCGCUCGCCGGAGACUACAGCUACUGCCUCUCUUUAUUGUUUAUCCACCCUAACCAUCGGGUAAGGAAGCGUCCCUGGGGUCUUGCGGGCCAGCCGAUCAGCGAAUGAGCACCCGGUAAUCAACCGUUUAUCUACAAUCAACUCCGUCACCCUGUCUUUUGUUCGCCGGCUAAGGGUGAUAAGGGUAAAUGGUAGACCUGUCUCCGCAAGGAUAAAGUUGCAACUACAAUAGACACACACCUCCCAGCAUAGAAAACGGACAUAGGGCAACAAUCUUCCACCCAAGCGUCGUAAGAUGAUGAAUAUAAGACUGCAGAGCUUAUCCUUCUCCAUUUCUUCUUCACAGUCCUCUUUCCCCUUUCCGCCCUCACCUUUAGUUCGUACCCUCGAUUCCUUAUUCUCAUAAACCAAGUGAUCUCCACAGCCGCUGCUACUACAAAACCCCCAAUUGUUAACCUUAAAUUGUCAUCCCAAAAUGCUCGAUACGACCCAUACCCGUGACAUCCGUGUUUCCCCGAAGAAUGGCCCCUCAUAUACUCGCCCAUCUCCUUCAUCGCAUUCGUUAUCCAACCUAUCGACUGCAGAAUUGCACGAACAACUGGAUAUUGAUCUCGACGACAUCGACGUUUGGAGUGAAGAGUCUGAAGAUACCGAAGACUAUAAGGGUACGAAACCGCUGAGGGUGAAGAAGAAGAAGAUCAACUUUACUACCGGUAGAGUCGUCGCCAACCGCAGACACAGACGCUCAACCAUUUCCGGGCCCCGCUCUCCUCACUCCCCUCGUUCAUUCACGUUUGCAUCUCCCAGGUCACCCAAGCUACCUGCUCCGAAGCGCAACCCCUCAGCCGCUACACCCUCCUCUGCGCACGCACAUAUUUCCCAACUCUUCUUCGCUCUCCCCGCCAUAUCUCCUUCACCUACUAUGCCAGGCCCAUACCCUUUUGCUUCUGCUUUGGGCACCAAACGCUCUUCCGGAUCAUCUCUCCAUCUUGGCCUUGGUAGGUUUACGAGCUACGACCCUAUCUGUCCUGGUCCCUCACCACCUGUUUCCCCUGCACCGUCACCUACCACGCGCUACACCUUUUCAAACGUUCACGAGCACAACGCCAAUUAUUCAUCAUCGGCAUGCACAUACGAGCGUAAAACCCUCCCUACCAUCCCUGGCUCCCCACUCACACCUUCUCGUGCACCUCGCAAAGCCGCCGAACUCCUGGGUGCUAUUCCACCAACGACCAUCUCAAAAGCUGGUAUGAGGAAACAUACCGCUUCUGCGCUCAAGCCCGGGAAACAUUUCCGGCCCUUGCCAAACGCAGCAAUAACAGAGAUCGAGCGAUUCUUUGGUGACGUACCCAGAAAACCAUCCAAAACGCCUCCCGGUCUCAAAUCCAAAUCGAACAAAUCGAAAUCCAAACCCUCCUCUCAUCCUUUCGCCAUGAAACCUUCUUCACACUCUAGUUCGUCAAGAUCGGGAGAAGAUGUUCACCGAAAAUCAGAUCGGGAGACCAUCGGACAGGGCGAGACUGUCAAACACCGCGCGCCGGACGGAUCAAUGUGGUUGGACGUAGAAGAAGAACAAGAGUUUGCAUGGUUAAUGGGUGACGCCCUCGCUGCUGUCCCUCCCGCGCCUUUACCCUCUGUUGCAGCUGUAGAGGCAAAGGUCAAGGCAAAGGGGGAGGCGGAGGCAAAGCCGGUCGAAGGGAUUGUAAGGUUUAUAGAGAGGAAAGAAGAGAGGCAAAGGAUGAAGCAGUUGGAUGAGAUGGAUGUUCUUUGUGGAAGCGAUGGGGAGAGUGAGAAGUGGGGUAUGGAAGCGUUUACCUCUAUCCUUUCUAUCCCCAAACCCAAAUCUUCCUCUACCAAAUCUAAACCCAAAUCCAAAUUCUCUAGAAAGAACCCCCCGAAAACGGACAUAACUGCCUCCUUUCUCGAGAUGGAAACCCCCAAACGCCGUGACUUUUCAUCCGACAUCUCUUCGCGCGAUAUCACAAACCUUCAUCCAUGGAAUCGACAUGUUAGAUCACAUUCAAACCCUACACCAGAUAGUCCCAAAUACGAGAUCUCCGACCCUAUCCCUCUCUUUGAGGAUAUCCCAUUGGAUUUCACUGUUCCGAGGGAUAUAUCGGCCAUUAUGCGAGCAGACUCGGGAGCGGGUAGCUCAAAGUUGAGAAACGGAAGAGGACUAUCAUCCUCCCCUCCUCGAGUGAAAAACCGUCCUCCGCCCAUCACCCUCCCUCAAUCAGCAAUCAAUGCUCGGCUUCCAGUUCUCACUGCUACCUCCCCCAGUGAUCUCGCUUUCCACCGCCCUCCAUCUUCAACAGUACAGGUUCAGGCAGAGCCAAUUGCAGCGCCCGCGCAUACUGCAUCUGGAACAAUGCCAACUACACCGUUUGUCAGACCUCGUGCCGCCCCCGCGGCUCCUGCACUGCGACAUCGACCGAGAGCCACCGGUUCCUCCCCUCCCCCGCCCGUACCGCUCAAUUCCCUUAUCCCCAUGUCUCCUGUACCUCCCAUUCCUCCUCUUCCUACCGUCUCAGCCACUGACAUUUCCAAGCCUUCUAACAAUGGAAAAUUGGGACCUUCUGCUACUACCGUUAGCAUUAGCAUUACAGGAUCGGGAAAGCCAAAUGACAUGAGGGAGAUAAGGAAGGGGGAGAAGGAGGACAAGGUCUCGAUUAGCUUUUUCGAGCCUGUUACGCCUGUUAAUCCGACACCGCCUGCGGGUGUGAAAGGUAAAGGGUGGCUGAAGAGGGUUGUGAAGCCUUUAAUGUCGUGAAAGAGUGUUAGUGUACUUCAAUGAACUAAAGCCGAUAGGUAGGGGCAAUCACAUAUGACGAGGAUAAAUAGGCUUUGCACAUUCGCAAGAAGGAUAUUGGGGACGAGCGUUUGUAUUAUACAUGUCUCUAAGAAUCAUAGAUGAUGUUUUUUCGUAAUGUUCAAACAAAAGUCGAAGUAUGCGUCAUUAUAUCAAGUAUUAGAUACCUAGAGUCCGAUUAUACAUUAUUAUAAUGCACAGGUCUA